AUGAAUUAAUUUCCAGAAGACCAACCAACUGAACCUGGAUUGUUACAGAAUAUACAGAAUGGAAGUUUGAUAACCGCACUUGUUGCAGGAACUAGUUUUGUUGUAGCUGAAGCUAAAUUAGCAAUUUAUUGAUAUUCUUCCAUAGGACCAGUUGCAGGAAGUUUGCAGCAGCUGCAUAAGCCAACAUUGAAAAUGUUGCAUUCGGAAUUGCAUUUGCUAGAGCAUAAGAAUUAGCAAUACUGGAAUCGGAGCCAUUGCACUGUCAGCCAUUGGAGUAGGUACAGUAUAAGGAAUUGA
Molecule: messenger RNA, 297 nt
Organism: Paramecium primaurelia
Lineage: Eukaryota; Ciliophora; Oligohymenophorea; Peniculida; Parameciidae
Source: the annotation of a GenBank genome assembly